Molecule: messenger RNA, 965 nt
Organism: Thalassophryne amazonica
Lineage: Eukaryota; Metazoa; Chordata; Actinopteri; Batrachoidiformes; Batrachoididae
Product: antigen peptide transporter 1-like
Biological process (GO): transmembrane transport
Cellular component (GO): membrane
Molecular function (GO): ATP binding; ABC-type oligopeptide transporter activity
Source: RefSeq, a predicted model, not a curated record
AGGGUUAUGGUGUAACAGCAGUGGCCUGGAUCUACUGGAGUCGAUAUAUCUUACCUUGGUUGAUGAAGACGACCACCAACAAGCCCAGCGAGGAUACUGGUGCCAUCCUGAAGAGACUGAUGGAAUAUUACAUGCUGCCUUAUCGCUGGCGUUUUUUUGCUGUGCUGAUUUUUGUGGUUCUGUCCUCUUGUGGUGAGAUGGCUGUUCCGAAAUACACUGGUCAUGUGGCUGACUGGAUCCAAAAUGAAGAGGCACCUGGUGCAUGAGAGGCCGUUACAAUCAUGAGAAUAAUGACUGUUGCCAGUGCUGUGCUUGAGUUUAUAUGUGACCUCAUCUACAACAUCACCAUGAGCCUCGUACACACCUCAGUCCAGGGAAUUGUAUUCCAGUCAGUGCUAAAACAGGAGAUUGCUUUUUUUUAUGCUCUGUUUUUAGGUAAACCGGUGUCACGCAUUACCACGGAUACCAAUAGCAUGAGUGAGGUGCUUAGUGAGCAACUUCUUGUGAUGUGGUACACAGCACGUUUUGGCUUCAUCUUAUUCUUUAUGGUGAACCAGUCAUGGAAAAUGUCCCUGCUCACUUGCAUGGGACUGCCCAUCAUCUCGGUCAUACCAGCGCUCACUGGACAUUUCCUUCAGGCUGUUGCUGUAAAGGUUCAAGAGUUGCUGGCAAAGGCCAACCAGGUGGCCACAGAGACCUUCUCCUGCAUGAAGACAGUGAGGAGCUUUGCCAAUGAGGAUGGUGAGACAGAGAAGUACCGAUGGAAACUGGAUGACACCUAUUCCCUAAACAAAAUCGAAGCUGCAUGUUAUGCAGCUACUAACUGUGCCAGUAGUAUGACCACUUUGUCUCUAAAGGUGUGCAUUCUGUACUAUGAUGGAAUGCUGGUGACCAGAGGGACUGUUAGCAGGGGAGACCUGGUGUCCUUCAUCCUCUAUGAGCUACAGUUUGCCUCUGCUGUUUAG